Erigeron canadensis is the source of this 1392-nucleotide messenger RNA. RefSeq lists its product as uncharacterized. NCBI's taxonomy places the organism in Eukaryota, Viridiplantae, Streptophyta, Magnoliopsida, Asterales, Asteraceae. Bases 1 to 1080 code for a protein of 359 amino acids. The transcript has 2 exons. The record is from RefSeq and is a predicted model, not a curated record.
AUGACAUUCCCGUCAUCAUCAUCAUCAUCAUCAUCAUCAUCAAGCAACUCAUGGAUUCUUUCAAUGAAAUCUUUGUUAAUCACCACCGGCGUGAUAUCUAUCGCAUAUUUGGUAACAAAACUCUUCAUUCCUUUAAUGCUCAAUUUUGCAAUAACAGACCUCCCAGCCACUUGGUCCAUUAUCAUUUCUUGGCUUAAACCACCUUAUCUUUACAUUAUACUCAAUAUAAUUAUUAUCUCUAUUUAUGCCUCAACGCAUUUCCAAAAUAACAACAACCAUGACAUUAAUUAUAAUCAAAACCAAUACCAAAACCAGGUGGUUAAUGUUAGCCAACCGAACCAUGGUGUGGGUCCAGUUGUGACCGAACCAAGUUACGAUAUCGAGCCGAUAGUCGAACCUAAACGUGUAGUGUAUGAGACUAAACGUGUUAUUGUUGAUGAUGGUCGGCCAGUGGUGAUGAGUGGUGGUUUAGAAGUUGAUGGAGUAAAUGAAGAAAAUGAGAAUAAUGUUACCACGUGGCAGAAUAUGUCACAGGGUGACGUCAUUGUUUCUCGUCAACUUUCUAACAGAAGGAUUAAAGUUGAAUUGGAGCUUGAUAUUCCGAUCAGAGAUAAACGACUUCUUUCUUCCAGAUUCGCCCAAUCACGCAAACAGACAAAAGCAACUAGUCCGGAAGGCACGAGAGCGUUGAGAGUGCUAAGGCCAAAAAAGCAUGAAUCAAUGGAAACUACAUGGAAGAUGAUAACGGACGGGCGUCAAAUGCCAUUAAAUAGGGACCUAAAGAAAUCCGACACGUUCAAGAACGAUAACGUCGCGCUCAAUGUUUCAACUAGCAGUGUAAAAUCGAAGGUUGUGAAAAAAUCCGAGACGUUUAAGGACCGAACAAAUUACGAAAACGAGAACCAGUAUUUGCAGCCAAACUCAUCAGGAGAAAAUUUGAAGAAAGAAGGGUCAUUGAGUCAUGAUGAGUUAAACAAACGAGUUGAAGCGUUUAUAAAGAAGUUUAAUGAUGACAUGAAAUUACAACGACAACAGUCCCUAAAUAAGCAUAAGGAGAAGGUUAACCGUGGGGCACAUUAGUCACUAAUAUAAAGUUUUAUUAAAAAGAUACUAUAAUAUAAUAUAGGAUUCCUAUAAUUAAUAUAUAGUCUUGUUAAUACUAUAUAUAUUUGAAAUUUGAAAAUAUAAACUAUUUUUAUCACUUUAGUUUUAGCACAGUAUUAAGUAUUAAAAAGAAACAAUAUAUGAAAAGGAAACGUUUUUGCCCAUUAACUAUCGUGGGGUUUCAAAGCAUAGUUAUGAAAACGAUGCAUCAUAGUUGUUACAUGUACUAUUUUUUAUUUUAGUACUGUAGUAUUCUUUUUGGUUUUCAUAUAUGGGUUUAUUCUAUUU